This is a messenger RNA of Acipenser ruthenus (sterlet), 982 nucleotides long. RefSeq names its product histone H2A. The record is from RefSeq and is a predicted model, not a curated record. NCBI's taxonomy places the organism in Eukaryota, Metazoa, Chordata, Actinopteri, Acipenseriformes, Acipenseridae. Gene Ontology annotation, cellular component: nucleosome. Bases 152 to 538 code for a protein of 128 amino acids. The transcript has a single exon. Gene Ontology annotation, molecular function: protein heterodimerization activity; structural constituent of chromatin; DNA binding.
UUAUUUCGCUGCUAUACAUUUUAAUCUAUGGGAAGCCUUCCGAGUGUGGAAGUAACCAAAUACAUUGUCUCUGUUCCAUAACAAAACACACGAAGGAGGAAAAUAAGCAGAUUAUUUGUGAUUGCAAGACUGACAAAUACGCACACACAGUAUGUCUGGAAGAGGCAAAACCGGCGGAAAAGCCCGUGCUAAGGCAAAAUCUCGCUCCUCCAGAGCCGGGCUGCAGUUCCCUGUCGGGCGUGUGCACAGGCUGCUGAGAAAAGGUAAUUACUCGGAGCGUGUGGGCGCUGGAGCCCCGGUCUAUCUGGCCGCGGUGCUCGAGUACCUGACCGCCGAAAUCCUGGAGCUGGCUGGCAACGCCGCCCGAGACAACAAGAAAACCAGAAUCAUCCCCCGUCACCUGCAGCUCGCCGUCCGCAACGACGAGGAGCUCAACAAGCUGCUGGGAGGCGUCACCAUCGCUCAGGGAGGAGUGCUGCCCAACAUCCAGGCCGUGCUGCUGCCCAAGAAGACCGAGAAGCCAGCCAAGAGCAAGUAAACCAGCCUGAUGCACCGAGAAACACAAGCAAAACAAAGGCUCCUUUAAGUGCCGCCCAACCCUUUGAAAUAAAAUGCGAAUUUCAUUUUUAAAUGCUACCUUGCCCCCCUGCAUAGCAAUGCUUUCAAUGUAUACCACGUCAAUAUGUAUCGCUGUACGUUUUGUUAUUGUAUUCUUCCUAAUGCAGCAGUACCCGUUUUUUUGUACUGAAGACGCUGAAAAGAAAUGUUUUAAAAAUGAUAUACCAUUUAAGAAAAAAAUGAUGCACGCAGAAUAAAUAUGAAACAUUCUAUGUUCAUGUCAUGUGUGUAGCGGUAACAGGCGUCGAGCACGCAUUCAUCUGAUACAUUAAUGUUUUUAUUCCAACCUUUGGCCUGUCAGUAGUGUUGGGAUCAGUUCCAAACUGUUACAAUGAAUAAACUGCACGCCCGUUUACACACCCGA